AUGGGCAGCCGGCCCCGCAGCCCCAGCGCCUACCCUGCGGACGGGCGGGGAGCGCAGGCCGGAGGACCCGGCCCUGCCAAGCGCCGCCGAACGGAGGAGCCUGCCGGCCCCGGGUCUGAGGCGGCGUCCAGCCUGGACAACCUGACCCGGUCCCCGGCGGCGGGCGCGUUCACCUCAGUGGUGGUCGUGGCCGCCGGCUGUGCCCUGCACGUGGCCCUGGACGACGUCGACCUGGUGCUAGAGCCUGAGCCAACGUCGGUGCUGCAAGUGUCUCUCGGAGAUCGCACCCUCAUGCUGGUCCCCGAGGCCCUUCUGGGUUCAGGCGUCCAACGCCUGUGGGGACAGGGCCUGGAGCAGGGUGCUUUCCUUAGCGCUCCCGAGGAGUCCGUCGUCCUGGAGCAGGGAUUCUUCCGCGUAGUUGUGCCAGAGAUCGCCGCCCAAGAAGAGGCCAAUCGGGAGGAUGUGGGCACCGAAUUCCUGUCGGCUGGGAUGGAUGCUGCAGCCGACUCAGUGGUUGGGCUCCGCCCCUCGGCUGGAAAAAUGUCGGGCCCCAACUCGGAGGUCUUGGUUCCAGAGCCCUCGCCUCAGGCCCCCAACCCUAGUCCAGAGAGAAGCUCUCCUUACUACGACUACACCCUGGACUUCUACCUUCAGGAGCCCCUCCCGGACUCACCACUCCAACCUCUGCCUCCCUCUCCGAGUCCAGGUCCCCACGAGCGCCCUCAACGCCCUCACGGUCCUGCGCGCAAGGCCCGGAAAUGCCUGUUCCCGGAAUGA
Molecule: messenger RNA, 777 nt
Organism: Camelus dromedarius (Arabian camel)
Lineage: Eukaryota; Metazoa; Chordata; Mammalia; Artiodactyla; Camelidae
Product: proline-rich protein 23A
Exons: 1
Coding region: 1-777 (258 amino acids)
Source: RefSeq, a predicted model, not a curated record